This is a messenger RNA of Talpa occidentalis (Iberian mole), 787 nucleotides long. RefSeq names its product cilia and flagella associated protein 276 (gene CFAP276). The coding region runs from base 171 to 683 and encodes 170 amino acids. The transcript is spliced from 5 exons. NCBI's taxonomy places the organism in Eukaryota, Metazoa, Chordata, Mammalia, Eulipotyphla, Talpidae. The record is from RefSeq and is a predicted model, not a curated record.
GGCGCCGGUCCCGACGAGCAUCCACCUCGGUAACAGUUGACUGGGCAGUUGCCUGACGACCGAAACUGGGCAUUCCAAACAAUUGGGACCCUGGAACCGCAGCCGCAAGGUUGUGAGCGGCUGCUUGGGCCUCCCAUCCCUCGGGGGAGCGCCGCCUUGGGCAUUUUACCAUGGCUUACACCCGAGAGUCUGUCCAGAACCCUGCGUUGAAUAACGCUGAUGCCUUCUUGGGAAAAGUGCAGGGUACCAAGAAACUGCCCUAUAUGAAGACAAUUUACCUUGCUCAGCAACAGGAACCCUGGCGUCGACUCAGCUUAAUUCCCACAGCCACCUCCCUGAGAAGGGAUAUUUAUUUUUUUGAUCCUAAGAUUCCGAAGGAUGACCUGGAUUUCCGCUUAUCAGCCUUGUACAACCAACACACUGGGAUCUUCAACAACAAAAAUGAGAUACUGCUCCACCAGGAGACCAUCAAGGAUACCCACGGAAUCGUGGCCCAGUUCCCUGGAGAAUGUUUAGCCCCUGCCCCACCACCUCCUAUCACUUCCCGAGCUAACAUUAGACACUGGAUCAACCCUAAAAAGGAAUCCAUCCACAGCAUCCAGGGCUCCAUAGUGUCCCCUCACACUGCAGCCACAAAUGGAGGCUACUCCCGAAAGAAUGACGGUGGCUUCUUCUCCACCUAAUGUUGACAGGCUCCUGGACUAAGUAAUCAUACGGCACUCUCCUGCCGCUCACCUCAUUAAAUAGAUUUGUGCAAGAUGGAGCCUGAAGUGUCCGUUACCCAUGA